Messenger RNA from Suncus etruscus (white-toothed pygmy shrew), 1827 nucleotides. It is a transcript of the gene LOXL1, whose product is annotated as lysyl oxidase like 1. Bases 1 to 1827 code for a protein of 608 amino acids. Gene Ontology annotation, molecular function: copper ion binding; protein-lysine 6-oxidase activity. The transcript has 7 exons. Lineage: Eukaryota; Metazoa; Chordata; Mammalia; Eulipotyphla; Soricidae. The record is from RefSeq and is a predicted model, not a curated record. Gene Ontology annotation, biological process: peptidyl-lysine oxidation.
AUGGCUGGCUGGCCGCUGGAGGCCCUGGUGUGGGGCGCGUGGCUCUGCGUCCUGGCGCACGGGCAGCGGGCCGCUCCCAGGCCGGGCUCUCAAGACCCGGACCCGGGGCGCUGGAGGCAGCUGAUCCAGUGGGAGAACAACGGGCAGGUGUACAGCCUGCUCAACUCGGGGUCCGAGUACGUGCCGGCCGGGCCAGUGGCCGCGGGGAGCGGCUCGCAGGUGCUGCUGGCGGGCGCCCCGCAGACGGCGGCCCCGAGGAGGCGCAGCUCCGGGGGUCCCCGGCGCAGACAGGCGCCUUCGCUGCCCCAAGCCGGCCGCGUGGGCUCGGACACGGUGCGGGGCCAGGCGCGGCACCCGUUCGGCUUCGGCCAGGUGCCCGACAACUGGCGCGAGGUGGCCGUCGGGGACAGCUCGGGCCUGGCCCGGGCGCGCACGUCGGUGUCGCAGUCGUCCGUGUCCGCGUCGGCCUUUGCGGGCACCUUCCGGCAGCCGGGCCCCUUCCCGCAGCAGUACCCCUACCCGCAGGCGCCCUACGUGGGCCAGUACGAGAACUACGACCCCGCCGCUCGGACCUACGACCAGGGCUACGUGUACUACCGCAGCGGGGGCGGCGGGGCGGGCGCGGCAGCCGUGGCCUCGGCCGGGGUCCUCUACCCUUUCCAGCCGCGCGCGCGCUACGACGACUACGGCGCUGCCGGGGCCGGUGCGGCCGUGGGCACGGGCGGCGGCGGCGGCGACGAUCAGCCCGAGUACCCCCCGCCGCAGGGCUACUACCCGGCGGUGCCCGAGCGGCCCUACGUGCCCGCCGACGGCCUGGACCGCCGCUACUCGCACAGCCUGUACAGCGAGGGCGCGGCGCCCCCCGAGCCCGUCUACCCCGACCCCGGCCCCGACGCCGCCUACGGCGAUCCCCGGCCCGGCUGGUACCCGCCCUAUGCCAACGUGCCCCCCGAGGCUUACCCGCCGCCGCGGGCCGUGGAGCCGCAGCCCCCGUUCCGCGUGCAGGAGCCCCCCUACCUGCCCGUGCGCAGCUCCGAGGCGCCCCCGGUGCCCGGAGCGGAGCGCAGGGAGCAGCGCAACAACGGGGGCGGCGGCGCGCAGCAGGGACGCCUGAGUGUGGGCAGCUUGUACAGGCCCAACCAGAACGGCCGAGGGCUCCCCGACUUGGUGCCAGACCCCAACUACGUACAAGCAUCUACAUAUGUGCAGAGGGCCCACCUGUACUCUCUGCGCUGCGCCGCAGAGGAGAAGUGCCUGGCCAGCACAGCCUAUGCCCCUGAGGCCACCGACUAUGACGUGCGGGUGCUGCUACGCUUCCCUCAACGUGUGAAGAACCAGGGCACUGCAGACUUCCUGCCCAGCCGACCCAAGCACACUUGGGAGUGGCACAGCUGUCACCAACAUUACCACAGCAUGGAUGAGUUCAGCCACUAUGACCUACUGGAUGCUACAACGGGCAGGAAGGUGGCUGAGGGCCACAAAGCCAGUUUCUGCCUGGAGGACAGCACCUGUGACUUUGGCAACCUGAAGCGUUAUGCCUGUACUUCUCACACGCAGGGCCUAAGUCCAGGCUGCUAUGACACUUACAAUGCAGACAUCGACUGCCAGUGGAUUGACAUCACAGAUGUGCAGCCAGGAAACUACAUCCUCAAGGUGCAUGUGAACCCCAAGUACAUUGUUCUGGAAUCUGACUUCACCAACAACGUGGUGAGGUGCAACAUUCACUACACAGGCCGUUACGUUUCCACCACAAACUGCAAAAUUGUCCCAGGCCUGCACAUUCAGACUCCAGAGUCAGCUCAAUGGUGCCCGUUUUCUGAUAAGUGA